AGCUGCCGGAGAACUGGACGGACACCCGGGAGACACUGCUCGAGGGCAUGCUCUUCACCCUCAAGUACCUGGGCAUGACACUGGUGGAGCGGCCCAAGGGCGAGGAGCUGUCGGCUGCUGCUGUCAAGAGGAUCGUGGCCACGGUGUUCGCAUACAUUGCCCAGAGCCAGCACAGCGAGAAUCUCGAGUGCCACGCCUUCCUCUGCACCAAGCGCAAAAUGGCGCAAGCUGUCACCCUUACCGUGGCCCAGGCCUUCAAAGUCGCUUUUGAGUUCUGGCAGGCAGCCAAGGAAGAGAAAGAAAAGAGGGAGAAAGCCAGCCAAGAGGGCGGGGACGCGCUGGGGACCCGCCACGACAACACACCCUCCUUGAAAAGCUUGGUGGCCACUGGGAACCUGCUGGACUUGGAAGAGACCACCAAGGCCCCGCUGUCCACAGUCAGUGCUAACACCACUAACGUGGAUGAAGCUCUGAGGCCUCAAGCCUUGAGCAGCAGCAGUGUCGUCUGGGAGCUGGACGAUGGCCUGGAUGAAGCGUUUUCUAGGCUGGCGCAGUCGAGGACAAACCCCCAGGUCCUAGACACUGGACUGUCUGCACAGGACAUCCACUACGCCCAGUGCCUCUCUCCUGUCGACUGGAACAAGCCCGACAGCAGUGGCACUGACCAGGAGGACCUCUUUGGCUUCUGAGGGCCUGGAGCCCGCAGGACACGACCAGCCCAGGCACAUGACCGACCAAAGCCACCUGUGGUGGGGAACCAGCUCCAGGACCUGCCAGCCGCCCCUUCCGGCCCACAGCAACGUCAGCCUGCAGAUCAAAGCCGCAGCCAGUCAAGCAGGGGGAAGAAGAGAGAUUGUUUUAACCUGCUCUUUCUCUUCGAACUGAAAGAAGCCUUGAAUAUUUAUUCAGUGACUCCUGUCUGUGGUUGGAAGCUGGUUUUGCACCAGGCACGUAAUGGAUGCAGUGCUGUGACUGGCCUCGUGCUCUUGCUCUUCUUGAGCCAGCUCAGCUCGCCGUGGGUGUCAGGACAGUGACCAAAGCAUUUCUUAUCCCUUCUCCUUUUCAAGAGCCUGGAUUUCGCCAAGGACAUCCCUCGUCCUUACUGAAAGCAACCAGAACUCGUCAUCUUCUGCGCUCAGGAGACUGCCACCUCCGGAGAGGCCUGGGGCCUCAGGCUUGCCUUUCUCAGGGUCCAGCAGGCCUGGGCUCAAGCCCUAGCCCCGGGAGCUCUUGGGAGGCAGCCCCUGACCAAAGAUAACACACAGCUUGGCACUUUAAAAUCUACAGCAGGUGUGGCCCCAGGGGCUCCUCCAUGGUGCUGCAUUGAAUAGAGAUUUCUGCCCCUCCUUCCUGAGAGGGGGCCCAAAGUCCCCUUGAAUGGUACCUGCCUGUGCUGGGGCCCAGUGUGACUGGCUGGCUGCCUGUGACUUCGAGUCUGACUGCAUCUGUGGGGAUCAGCGCCCUGUGACUGCCCCGCUCCAGGACGAGGCUGUGCCUGCUCUCGUUUUGUCUGUGUCCGUGUGAGUGUCCCUGUGUCCCACCUCCCCGUGCUUCCUGGGAUAAUGUGUGAAAACUAGCACCUAGAUCCAUGUAGGAAUAUUUUGCAGCCAUUUUACAGAGGAAGAAAGUGAGGCCACACAUGUAGUGGGCAGAGCCGAAUAGAACCUGGGUCUGAUGCCAAAGCUGCUUUCCCUGCUGCCACCUCUCACAACUCAUACCUCCUUUUUUCUGGCUUUGUUGUCCUCCCAGGAACCAAAAAUCCCCAGCUAUUUUCUGACUAAAAUGUGUUUCAUAACAAACCAUCUGGUGCCUUUCCACACAGAACUGGCGCAAGCCUCUGUGCCCUGCUGGCUUUCUCACUGUCAAUUUCCAUGAAGAUGCAAGUGUUUGAAGUCUGCUAAAUCCAAGGGUGAAACAAAAUCAAACUCCGUAAGCAUCACGCUGUUCUCUUUCCUGACACGGCGGCCCAGUCAGGACAUCCCAGCAGCAAGCUGAGCUGUCUUUAGAAUCUCCUUCCUUCCUCCCUGCUUGGCCUUUGGGCUCUGGCAUCCUGAAACCCAGCCAAGCCUGGAGCAUCUUUCCCAUCCCAAGGUGCCUCCCAGCGGCCUGGCUUGUCAGGGCAGGUUUCUGCAUCCCCUGGAAACUCGCCUGCCGCAUUUCUUAGAAGCCUCACCGCUAACUGAGCGUCUGUAUCAGAAUGGGUCCGGGGAGGGGCUUGUAGGACCUUCCUCAGGAGGAAGUGACUUCCUUUCCCUGUGCACUCCCAUGGCCCUGCAUCCCCCUCAGUCCUUGAGAUCUGCCUCCGUAGUUGUCCGGGCAGCAGGGGUGGGGCAGGACACAGGCUGUCCUCGGCACACGGCACUGGCGGGCCUCCUGUAUUGUGCUGGCCACACUGUGACCUUCAUCGGUCUCUGUUGACAGCUGUCUGUGCUUCCCGUGUGUCAGCGGCCAAGUCUGGUGCUUUGCUUUGUGAUGCUGUAAAGGGAGGCUAAUGAGGAAAAACACAAAUAAUAAAUGUUCUCUUUUCGAAAUAUAAGCAGCACUUAGAUGGAGUGACCAGAGUACGACAGCCGGUGGCCCCUGCCCUUUGGCAGUGGAAGUGGAAGUGACUGCAGACCUGAGUGGGCAACACACCAAGAAGCAAUACCCAGUGCCCCCGGAGCAGGGGUAAUGGCCUCAGGGGCCCCUCUCCACCCUGCAGCUGGGCGUGUGUGAGGUGAGGUCGCCUCUGGACGACUUGCAGAGGCCAGUGUGUCCACACAGCUGAGGUCUCUGAAAGCUGGAGCCACGGUCUGUGGGCCCCUGGAAUGUGUGUAGGAUUUGUGUGUCUUUGUGGGCCUGUUCCCCAUGGAGGGUGUCGUUUCCAUCACAUUCUCCACUGAUCACAACGUUUGUUCCCUUGCUAGAUUUACUCUGCUGCAUGCGAACUAGGCUGGCCUCAGUGUUGGGGCCAAAGGCCAGGCGGGGCCCAUGCGAACCUAGCAUGUGCAGCUUUGUGUGAUGGGAGAGUCAGGAGUGUUUCCAGUUUGGGGACCUGAGGCCCAAUUCUGGCUCUGCCAUUUAGGAACUCUGACCCCGGAUUGGUUACCUUUCCUCGAGCCUUGGUCUUGCCUUCUGUGAACAAAAUACAACAUUCUUCCUUUUUUUGCCUCCCUGGGUUCACAUUGUUGGUAGACUGUAUACUAAUGUGGAUCAAAGAUUACCUGAGAGCAAAGGAGAAUUGGUACCGUAUUGUUUAAGAAAAUAAAUGACAGUGACUGCAUUAACCGAGUACGUCCUGCAUCCCAAGGGCUAUGCUGAGCUCCCGACUUAGCUCCCAGUGGCCACCCACACUGAGCCCAGCUGCCAUCAGUUCCCCGAGUGCUGAGGGCUCCAGGCCUGGAGCGGAAAUGGUGGUGCCCCAAGUGCUUGGUGAAGCCACAGCCCAGUCACCCUGGACCCUCGUCUGCCACGUGCUGGCCUUUAAAGAGAUGUGUGUGGUCGAGCUGCCCGCUGCCUCCUGUCUGUCUGCGUAGUGACCGUCACACCAGGCUGGGCUCCUCCGGCCUCUGGCUGCUGUCCGGGCACUCCUGAGUCCCCUGCCCAUGCCGCAGCGGGCGCUCCUUGAGCAUCAUCUCUUUAUCUCUUUCAAACAGUGGUAUUUCAAAUGUCCAGGGCACAGAGGCAGUGCCCUGUGAUGUCAGCCAUUGGGCAGACUCCCUGAGAAUUCUGAGUGGAUCACAGAGACUAAGAAAUUCUCCCCUUUCUUCUUUCCCACAUAAUUUUAAAAGACACCCAACAAGUUCAUCUUUCAGUUUAAAUUUGGCCAAAAUCUUUAGUUUCCGGAUGUCUCAAAUUAUGAAUCCUGAGCACCCGCCGUCUGCUCUUUCAUGCAUAACGGAUGGAGCAGGAAGAACAAAGUUGCCUUUCAGAUUUGAUGUGACCUUCAGCUUCCCUCUGUGGAUGCUGAGUCUUCAGGAGAAAUCGUCCCAAUUAAAUCUCUCCGAGCGCCUUUGAACAAGCAUGGUUCGGGAGUUGGGUUCCACAUCUGGGGUGCUGGUCCGGGCCUGGUCUUCCCGGCUUUCCUCCACCCUGCUUAUGUGUGGGUCAGAGCAGGUGGCCUGUGUGUUUAUUGGGAAGUGGCCUUCGACCCCACUCGGUCCUUUAUAGUCACCAUCAGUGUCACUAGUCCUUUCGGCUUUGUCACAAGGUGGGUGGUCCUGGCCCCCGUGUAGGAAUGGGGCAACGGAGAGUCAGGGAAGAUGAACAAGUUGAACUCAGCCGGUAGGAAGUGGCCCUGGGAUUCUGACCCCAAUCUGUCUGGCUCCAGAGCUCAUUUCUGCUGCACUGGGCCCUAGAGCAAAGGGCACCCAAGCCAAGAUGCACCUGCCCUGCUGUGCCUGCAGCACGGAACCCGGGAAUGGCUGGCAGUGGCUUCUCCACAGGGAGAGUCAGGGCAGGGGCCAGUUUCGCAGACCAGCCAUAACAGAGCCUUUGCUCAGCCAGCUGCCCUUCCGGGCCUCCUCUGUGGACAUGCUCAGGUUAGACUCAAGGCCAAGGCCGUGUCUGAGCACAUCAGGCCCCCCAUCUUGCUGCCAGCGGUGUCGCCCAGCUUGCCAGAGUGCCCCAGCAUGUGCCUUGGUGUCCCUCAGAGCAGGGAGGCUUCCUCAGAGUGAGGUACAUGCCAGCCCCAGAGGGUGGGAGGGGCGAAGCACACCUCAAGCACUGGCAGCACCCACACAGCCCCUUUAAGCUGCAGCGACAGUGCCAGGGGUGAUGUUUGCUCAUUGUAGAGAUAGCGGUGCUGAGGCCCGCAGGUUACACAGCUGCUGACUACCUGCCAGCCUUACGCAGCUGCUAGCAGACAGGCCUGGCAUUCCGAUUCCUUGUUCCUUGUCCUGGAGUGGCUCCGUCUCUCUUCAGCUCACUUGGAGCGUUUGGAGAACACAGUGACCUUGCUUACUGAGACCAAGAGUAACCUCAGCCAGGUGCUAACACGGAGCUGCUGGGUGCUUCUGUUUCCAGCCAGGACAGAUGCGGGCUGUGGAGUCCGUGUUGCCAGACAGUGAUUCUGAGUGCGCCUGCUGAGCCCUAGCUUGGCCCAUCUGAAUGGCUGGCCCUUCAUAGUCCCGGGGUGUGUGUCAUGGUGCCCUGGAAGCGCCCUAGCCGUGCGGUUCCCCAUGCCAGCAGGACACUGGAAGUCAGAACAGGAAUGGUACCUGGGGAUGCUGGGGUGGGGUCGUGGAAGAGAGGAGUCCUCCAGUGGGGCCUCAUGGGUGGGGAGAAAGGCUGGAGGUGGCCUUUGCUAGCUUGGCUGCCUGGCAUGAAGCCAGGGCCCGUAUUCAGUCCACCUCAUGGCCCCAGGUCCUGGCCCUGCGUGAAUCAGCUCAUCAGAAGGUAGAACCAGCCUGGUUCCUGAGAGAAGCUGUAGAGUGGAAGAGGGGCCUGGCACCUAUGCACUUCGUGAGUCAGCAGACCCAUCGUGCAACACAUCGUCCCGUGUGCCCUGGGCGUAGGCAUUCAGGGCUUCUUACAGUCAGGGCUCCUAUGUGCCCAGCUUGGCCGGGUCUGAUAAAAGAUACGACCCAUUCCUCUGCCCGGAUCACAGAGCUUGGUCUCCAGAAUGCUCUCAAAGCAAAAUUCUAGAAUGCUAGUGCUAGAAGAGCCCCUGAUGGCCCUUCAGCCCCCACUUUGUUUACAUUUGGGAUCUGAGGCCCCCAGAAGAAACAGGAUUUCCCUGGGACUCGAGGGCAGCUGAGAGGCAGAGCUGAGACUUGACCCACAGGUCUUACGGACCGCAUGUCCUUUCCUCCGCCCACCCAUGGGAAGGAGAGCGUUCUUUCGGCGCUCCAUGCACAGGGCCUCAGGCUCGGGGGAGGCGGCCUUGCAGGGAAGUGGAAAAGAUUAUGAGAAGAGGCGGGAGAAGGACCUCGGUGAAUUCUCAAGCAUGUUAACAAGCAUCACCUCAGACUUCUGUCCAUUCCCUCUCUCGAGCCCGGCGAUCCCGUCUGCAGCCCAAGCUGCCGCACAGAGGCCUGGAAGACUGACGUGCACAGCUCCGGAGUGUGGCAGACGGGGCUGGGUGUGAAUCCUGGAUUUGCCACUUGGUCGCCUCGUACAUGACCCACUAGCCUGUGGUCUGUUCCUCAUGUGUGCGACAGGAUGAAGAAGGGCGUGUGAGGAGUCUCGGGGUUAGUGAGUUAACGCUCCGGCUGUACUAGAACUGCUCCUCUACGGCUCUCACUGUCCCUGUUGGCUGCUCUGUGGGUGGGGCGGCGGAGGGGGCUACCCCAAGGAAAGGCCCACCCCAGGUGGCAGAGUUGGGGCAGGGGGUGCGUAUGUUCUCGGAGCUGCCCGCUGACAACACCCGGGUGCAUAUGUGGGCCCCGACCCCCCUGCCAAACCGUACCCAGAGGGAAGAUGCUACAGACCACUCCGUUGAGUUGGGAAAGCAUUCCACUCGGGCAGUUUCAGUUGAAGGUGUGAGGAGAAGCCAUGUUCACAGUCCCUGGACAAGUCCCUUAACGGGAUUGGGCAGUGUGACGAGGCUGGAGCUAGCACCAGCCAGCUGUUUCUGCGGGUGGAAUUCCAGGCGAGGGGAGGUGGAGGGCUGUCUGGCAUCUGGCCCUGAGAUGUGCAGCGCUCUCCCCACCACACUCUGACACUCCAGGGGCGGGAGCUCAGGGGAGACCCGGCCUCCAUGCCUCCCACCCGUGGGGGUCCACACUGAGAGUCCACACGUUCUCUCUCCUUUCAUCCUCAGGACACUGGUGUGAUCCCGGAGACUCGGGUAAAGUGAGCUGACCACGCCAGGACUGUAUCGCAGGGCUGUCGCACAUGGGCUGGGCCUGGCCCGGUGUUCUCUAAGCCAGGCUCAAGUCAAAGUGGUUCUCGGCACCUUUGAUUGAUCUGUGCCCAUUGUGUCCGAGGUGCCUGGAACACGGCAGGGAAUAGAACGGCAGUCAUUCCCACCUUCGUGGAGCUGGUGUUCUAGUGGUGGGGCACGCCAGACUCCCCUCACGGUGGCACAGGGAGCACGUGUGGUGUCAGCACGGGGGAAGAAGGCAGGAAGGGGCAGGGAUCCCAUGGGACCCUGCUGCUGGUGUGGGGCGAGGCUAGCCUGAGACGGAGUGGCUGAGGUGGAGGAAAGCAGUGCAGAUUCAGGGACGGUUGGGAUGUGUGAAGGGGUAGUGUGGGUGGAGAAGAGGGGUGUCGGCAGGGAAGCGGGGCGGAGAGCAGCGCUGGUGAGGGCUUGCGACUUGCUCCUGAGGGAGGCUGAGUGGGGCUCUGCAGGGACGUAAGGACACCGAGGCUGCUCAGUAAGGGGCUCUAUGGUGACUCGAGGCCACGGCCAUCCUCCAGGCCCAAGAGGAGGAACUUCCAGGGUUGACACGGGGCAGUGGGUGGUUGAUGAGGGAACAGCGCUUCCUCCCCAAUUCCUAACUGGGGGCACCUGGGUGGGUCCGUGGAGGAAAAGCGGUGUGCACAGCCAGAGUCUGGGCUUGGUGGUGUCCCCAGUCUGUGUGUCUGGGGGGCGGGGGGUGGACGUGGUCUGCGUGGGAUGUGGGCAUCCUAUGUGGUAUCGGCCUGAUGUCCCUUGUCACUGCCAGCCGGGAGCGGGUGUGGUGGAGCAAGCGUCCCCACAGUGUGUUCCGCUGGCUCCAUGGCUGUGUGCAGAGGCAUUCACACCCAAAUGUGACUCAGGCACAUGAUGACUCGGAGGCUCUGGCAUGUGCCUGUGUGCAUGUCUGUAGCACCUGGAGGGGGCCUGGCGGGGUGGCAGUGGGGUGUUUGUUUUGGCCCUGCCCUGUCCAGCCUCGGCUCUCUCUUGUUCCUCCCAGAUCAGCCCUUGUUUUUGUAAGAAGUCAAAUCCAGAA
This is a messenger RNA of Chinchilla lanigera (long-tailed chinchilla), 7856 nucleotides long. RefSeq names its product low density lipoprotein receptor adaptor protein 1 (gene Ldlrap1). Gene Ontology annotation, cellular component: early endosome. Lineage: Eukaryota; Metazoa; Chordata; Mammalia; Rodentia; Chinchillidae. The record is from RefSeq and is a predicted model, not a curated record.